ACCAGUGCAGGGUUUCUGGCCCUAAACUCCUCAGCCUCAGUAAUGGCUCUCACAACAAAUCCAAUGGAUGAAACACUCCGUGGAAAUAUCUACAUCAGAAUCCUGAUCACAAACUUGAUGGUCAUCAUCUUUGGACUGAUUGGGCUGACAGGAAACGCCAUUGUGUUCUGGCUCCUGGGCUUCCGCUUGCGCAGGAAUGCCUUCUCAGUCUACAUCCUAAACUUGGCCAUGGCUGACUUCCUCUUCCUCCUCUGUCACAUCAUAGCUUCCACAAUGUUUCUUCUAGAUUUUUCCGCCCACAACAAUAUCUUUUUCAAGUGCUUUAACACCUUCAGGGUGGUUCUCUACAUUGCAGGCCUAAGCAAGCUCGGUGCCAUCAGCACUGAGCGCUGCCUGUCUGUCCUGUGCCCCAUCUGGUAUCGAUGCCGCCGCCCAGAACACACAUCAACUAUCAUGUGUACUGUGAUCUGGGUCCUGUCCCUGUUAAUCUGCAUUCUGAAUAGUUAUUUCUGCGGUUUCUUAAAUACCAAAUAUAAAAAUGACAAUGUGUGUCUGGCAUCAAACUCCUUUACUGUCGCAUACCUGAUGUUUCUGUUUGUGGUCCUCUGUCUAUCCAGCCUGGCUCUGCUGUCCAGGUUGUUCUGUCGCACUGGGCAGAUGAAGUUUACCAGAUUGUAUGUGACCAUAAUGCUGACUAUUUUAGUUUUUCUCCUCUGUGGGUUGCCCUAUGGCAUCCACAGCUUUCUGUUAUUGACGAUUAUGUAUGAUUUUCCUGUAUUUGAUUAUGAUCUUUAUCUGGCAUCAAUUGUCCUGACUACUGUUAACAGCUGUGCCAACCCCAUCAUUUACUUCUUUGUGGGCUCCUUCAGGCAUCGGUUGAAGCAUCAGACACUCAAAAUGGUUCUCCAGAGGGCACUGCAGGACACUCCUGAGACAGCAGAUAACAUGGUGGAGAUGUCCAGAAGCAAAGCAGAGCUGUGA
Messenger RNA from Mus pahari (shrew mouse), 981 nucleotides. Its product is annotated as mas-related G-protein coupled receptor member A6-like. NCBI's taxonomy places the organism in Eukaryota, Metazoa, Chordata, Mammalia, Rodentia, Muridae. Gene Ontology annotation, molecular function: G protein-coupled receptor activity. Gene Ontology annotation, biological process: G protein-coupled receptor signaling pathway. The coding region runs from base 43 to 981 and encodes 312 amino acids. The transcript has a single exon. Gene Ontology annotation, cellular component: membrane. The record is from RefSeq and is a predicted model, not a curated record.